UUCCCCCGCCUCUUGCGGCCGAAUCACCCGUUCACCACACCCUCCCGCCAUGCACUGCCUCGCCCCCCACUUCCUGCUCCUCCUCCCGCUCCCCACCGCGCCCCGCCACGCGCCACCCCAGACCCCACCGCCCGCUCUCCUCCUGCCCUGCCGCCCAGCCCAAGCCCAAGCCCACGCCGCCCCGCUCCACCGCCCCUCCGCGCGCUCCCGCUCCCGCGCCGCCGCGCCGGUGUCCGACGAGGACGACGACGAGGAGGCCGACGAGGAGGAGGAGGAUGACGACGGGCUAGACAUCCGCGACGCGGACUACGACGAGGACGAUGACGGGGAGGGCGACGAGGAGCUGGAGGAGGAGAGUGGCGGCGAGGACGAGGAGGAGGGGGUUGCGGCGGCGGAGGAUUCGCGGCAGGAGACCGCGGAGCGGAGGCAGCGGUCGGAGCAGUACAAGUCGCAGCAGGUGGCCAAGCUCGUCGCCGAGGUGCGGGAGUUCGGCGACGAUAUCAUCGACUACAAUGAGCUCGCCGGGAUCUACGACUUCCCCAUCGACAAGUUUCAGCGCCUGGCUAUACAAGCAUUUCUAAGAGGCUCGUCCGUAGUAGUUUCUGCACCUACAAGUAGCGGGAAGACACUAAUCGCUGAAGCUGCAGCUGUGGCAACAGUUGCCAGAGGAAGGCGGCUCUUCUAUACGACACCGUUGAAGGCCUUGUCAAAUCAGAAGUUCCGCGAGUUCCGGAAUACAUUUGGUGAUCAUAAUGUUGGUCUUCUUACAGGAGAUUCUGCUAUCAAUAAAGAUGCUCAGAUCCUAAUAAUGACGACAGAGAUUCUGCGUAAUAUGCUGUAUCAAAGUGUUGGUAUGUCAGCAUCCGAUGGUAGAUUAUUUGAAGUUGAUGUCAUUGUUUUGGAUGAAGUCCAUUACUUAAGUGAUAUCUCACGCGGAACUGUUUGGGAAGAAACAGUGAUAUAUUGUCCAAAGGAAGUCCAGCUUAUAUGCUUGUCUGCCACUGUUGCAAAUCCUGAUGAAUUAGCUGGCUGGAUUGGUCAGAUCCAUGGGAAAACGGAGCUGGUGACAUCGAGCAAACGCCCCGUUCCACUAACUUGGCACUUCUCGAAGAAAUUUGCACUUCUACCACUUCUUGAUGGAAAGGGAAAGAAAAUGAAUAGGAAGUUGAGAAUGUCUCACGUCCAGAACAUAUCUUCUCCAAAAAGUGAAUUCUAUUACGUGAAAGGAAAGAGGAAGGUUAGAACAAAUAAAAAUGAGCAAGGUAAUAGAAGCCCAUUGGACAUAUCAAAACAGGUUCAAUUGUCCAAGCACGAGGUCACCAAUAUGCGCCGUUCCCAGGUUCCACUAAUACGUGAGACAUUGUCACAGCUUUGGGAAAACGACAUGCUUCCCGCUAUUUGGUUUAUCUUUAGUAGAAGAGGAUGUGAUGCAGCCGUUGAAUAUAUUGAGGAUUGUAGACUUCUGCAUGAUUGUGAGGCUAGUGAAGUUGAACUGGAACUUAGGAGGUUCAGGAUGCAAUAUCCUGAUGCUGUCCGGGAAAACGCUGUGAAAGGACUCUUGCGAGGAGUUGCUGCUCAUCAUGCUGGUUGCUUGCCACUGUGGAAGUCCUUUAUUGAAGAACUGUUUCAACGUGGCCUUGUUAAAGUAGUCUUUGCAACAGAAACCCUUGCUGCUGGGAUCAACAUGCCUGCUAGGACAGCUGUGAUUUCUUCUCUCAGCAAAAGAAUUGAUGCCGGACGCCAGCUCUUAACCCCAAAUAACCUAUUCCAGAUGGCAGGUCGUGCUGGAAGGAGAGGGAUCGACACAGUUGGGCAUUCUGUUCUUGUUCAGACUACUAAUGAAGGGCCUGAAGAAUGUUGUGAUGUUAUCUUCGCUGGACUUGAGCCACUUGUUUCACAAUUUACCGCAUCAUACGGGAUGGUUUUGAAUCUCCUUGCUGGUUCGAAAGUUACUCAUAAGCAGAAAGAAUCAGGUGAUGUUAAGGCUAAACGUUCUGGAAGAACAUUGGAAGAAGCUCGGAAGUUAGUGGAGCAAAGCUUUGGGAAUUAUGUUGGGAGCAAUGUAAUGGUUGCUGCUAAAGAAGAGCUUGAGAGAAUUCAGAAAGAAAUACAACACCUCUCUUCAGAAAUUACAGAUGAAUUCAUUGACAGGAAAUGCAGGAAGGAAUUAUCCGAGGAAGACUAUGCUGAGAUUUCUCUUCUACAAAACAAGUUAAAGGAAGAGAAGAAGAUACGAAAUGAACUGAAAAAGAGGAUGGAACUAGAGAGAAUGGCUGCAUGGAAAACUCAAUUAGAAGAGUUUGAAAGUGGUCACCUCCCUUUCAUGUGCUUGCAGUAUAAAGAUAAAGAUUCAGUUCACCACACGAUUCCUGCUGUUUUUAUUGGAAGCCUCAGCUCGUUUGAUGAUCAAAAGAUUGCCAGCAUGCUGGAAGAUGAUUCUAUUGGUCCAGGCAAGCAGGAAUUUGAUAACGAGGGACAACUUCUUUGCCCAUCAUACUAUGUUGCUUUGAGUUCAGAUAAUUCAUGGUAUCUAUUCACAGAAAAAUGGAUAAAAACUGUUUACCAGACAGGUCUACCUGCUGUUCCUUCAGUGGAGGGUGGGCCACUCCCUAGAGAAACCCUGAAGCAGCUCCUUUUGCGUGAAGACAUGAUCUGGGAUAAAAUCGCAAAAUCAGAACAUGGUUUUUUGUUAUGCAUGGACGGAUCCCUAGACACAUGGUCGUGGAGUCUAAAUGUUCCUGUGCUUAAUAGCCUCUCAGAAGACGACAAGGUGGAACGAUUCUCCCAGGAACAUCAGGCCGCUGUAGAAUCUCACAAGCAACAGAGGAGGAAGGUUUCACAAUUGAAGAAAACAAUCAGAAGUACUAAGGGUUUUAGAGAAUUUCAAAAGAUCAUCGACAUGAGAAACUUUACAAAAGAAAAGAUUGAGCGUUUGGAAGCUAGAUCCCGUCGUUUGACUAGACGCAUAAUGCAAAUUGAACCAACUGGUUGGAAAGAAUUUUUGCAGAUUAGCAAAGUCAUACAAGAGGCUAGAGUGUUAGAUAUCAACACCCAAGUAAUCUAUCCUUUGGGUGAAACGGCCGCAGCCAUACGAGGGGAAAACGAACUCUGGCUUGCUAUGGUUCUUAGGAACAAGGUCCUUUUGGAUCUGAAGCCAUCUCAACUGGCAGCAGUGUGUGGAAGCUUAGUGUCAGAAGGGAUCAAACUUCGUCCUUGGAAGAAUAGCAGUUUUGUGUAUGAACCAUCUUCAGUUGUUGUUGGUGUCAUAAACUAUUUAGAAGAGCAGAGAAACUCACUCCUCGAUCUCCAAGAGAAACAUGGCGUAAAGAUACCUUGCGAAAUAGAUACCCAGUUUGCUGGAAUGGUUGAAGCCUGGGCGUCAGGGUUGACAUGGAGGGAGAUAAUGAUGGACUCUGCAAUGGAUGAUGGAGAUUUAGCCCGUCUGCUGAGACGAACGAUGGAUUUACUAGCUCAGAUUCCAAAAUUGCCAGAUAUAGAUCCGGUUCUCCAGAAAAAUGCACAAAUUGCUUGCAGCGUCAUGGAUCGAGUACCGCUAAGUGAGCUUGCUGGCUGAAAGCCUGUAAAUUGUAAGUACCGCAUUGGUCAUUUGUUGUAGGUAGGCAAUUCUUUGUUGUACCAUGGACAAAUGGUUACCAGUUAGCUAAAAUAUCAUUUUUUUUAUGGUUUGUUGAUAUCUGCACAUCAAAUUCAAUUUCUGGAUAUAUGUAAUUGUAUCUACUGUUGCCGA
Molecule: messenger RNA, 3748 nt
Organism: Triticum urartu
Lineage: Eukaryota; Viridiplantae; Streptophyta; Magnoliopsida; Poales; Poaceae
Gene: EMB25
Product: DEAD/DEAH box helicase
Biological process (GO): nuclear-transcribed mRNA catabolic process, 3'-5' exonucleolytic nonsense-mediated decay
Cellular component (GO): Ski complex
Molecular function (GO): ATP binding; nucleic acid binding
Source: RefSeq, a predicted model, not a curated record